Messenger RNA from Vollenhovia emeryi, 2055 nucleotides. RefSeq lists its product as uncharacterized. Gene Ontology annotation, molecular function: RNA binding. The transcript has a single exon. The coding region runs from base 1 to 2055 and encodes 684 amino acids. Lineage: Eukaryota; Metazoa; Arthropoda; Insecta; Hymenoptera; Formicidae. Gene Ontology annotation, biological process: DNA integration. The record is from RefSeq and is a predicted model, not a curated record.
AUGGUGAACCAUUAUGGUAAAUUCAUCCCCCAUCUACAUCAACUGAAACAUCCGUUGGAAGAUCUUACGCGCAAAAACUGCAAAUGGUCAUGGAAUCAGUCUCAUGAUCUCGCAUUCGACCAAAUCAAAAAGGUCAUGCUCAGCCCUCUUCUUCUGGAACAUUACGACCCCGAGAAGACGCUGAUAGUUGCAGCGGACGCGUGCGCCACCGGAAUCGGCGGCGUCCUACAACGAGACUCAAACGGCAAUGAGCGUGCUGUCUAUCAUAUGGCACAAAGCCUCACUGACGCCCAAAGGAAUUACUCCCAGUUAGAAAAAGAGGCCUUGGCGCUCGUCACAGCUGUCGAACGAUUUCGUAAAUUCAUCUGGGGAAGGAAAUUUAUACUCCAAACCGAUCAUAAACCUUUAGUCGCUCUAUUGCAAACGGAAAACACUAAGGGUCUCAAAGCCACCACAGCUGCCAGACUUAAACGUUGGGCACUGCGACUAUUGGGUUACGACUUUGAUAUUGAAUACAUACGCACUCAAGACUUUGGCCAGGCAGACGCCCUAUCUCGUUUGAUUGAUGAUUUUCGCCGUGACAACGCAGAAGAACUUCAAGUCGCCAGCAUUCAAGCAGUGGAAGCUGAUAUCCUCGAAGUGAAAAAUCUAUCAAUUGAUUUUUUCGGUAAAGGACUCCGUAACAAACUAAAAGAUGCUACCAAGGAAGAUCCUCUUCUGCGCUUGGUCUUCCAAGCUAUCCAAAAAGAUUGGAAGAUAAAGGAAAGUUCGGAGUCACUGGAACACUUCAGAAGACGCUCAGAAGAUCUCAGUAUCAUCGACGAUACUCUACUCUUCGGCGAUAGAGUGGUCAUUCCAGAGGCGCUCAAGUCUACAAUUCUAGCAGCUCUUCAUAAAGGCCACCCCGGCAUCAGAAGAACUAAACAGCUAGCUCGAGAAUACGUUUAUUGGCCAAAGAUGUCGGACGACAUAGAACACCUUGUAUGUCAGUGCGACUCGUGCGCGCUGAAUCAGAAACUCCCAACGAAAGCACCACUGGAACCAUGGCCUCUCCCAUCUCGCCCAAUGGAAAGGGUGCAUAUCGACUACGCAGGUCCAAUCGAUGGACAAUACCUGCUCAUUUUUGUAGAUGCCUACUCUAAGUUUAUAGAUGUGGCGAUCACUCCCACGAUCGCCGCAGCUCGCACAGUCGAUUUGUGCCGCGAGUUUUUCUCCAAGUUCGGUCCUCCAGACGUGCUAGUCUCGGACCAUGGAACGCAAUUUACCUCGAAAUUGUUCGCCGAUUUCUGUAAGGAAAUGCAGACCUCUCACCUGCUGGCAGCGGUUAACCACCCUCAAUCCAAUGGCCAGGCCGAGAGGAUGGUGAACACGGUUAAAAGGGCCAUCGCCAAAGACCCUACUAAUUGGAAAAGGCAGCUACACGAUUUCUUGCAUAGUUAUCGUUACACGCCUUGCUCAGAGUCACCCUUGGGGAAGUCUCCGGCUGAGCUCAUGUUCGGUCGACGCAUGAACUGUCCGCUCACUAAAUGGCUCCCGAAAUCCAAGACUCUCGAGCCCGUUCCAGCUGACACCUCUGUCAAGAAACAGCUGGCUAUGACAGAACAGUUCUCGAAGCAUCACGGCGCCCGUCCUCGACAUCUAACAGUGGGAGACCGCGUGGUAGUCCUUUCCCGAAAGGAUAAAAAAGAACAAGGCAUCAUUCAUAGAGUUCUGUCUAAAACCCGCUACUCUAUCCGUCUCGACGAUGGACGAAUCAUUGACCGCCACGUCAACCACAUUUGGAAAGGGGGUUCCGACCCGUCAACCACACCUACAGGCUCCAACAAAGACUGGAUGUUCCUUCAGUCACCCACGCCGGGGACCCCUCCAAGAGAACCUCCACCUGCUGCGGAGAUCGAUCAGCAUCCGGCUGCAACUCCGGCAGACCAGACCUCAGACAUCCAGGGCCCGAACUCCCCAGUAAACCAGACGACACCGGUUAGACCCACACGUAAUCGGAUGGCUCCGAGGAGACUAAUCAUGGAUCCGUCCGCCAAACGCUAUGCCCUGGGGUAG